GCUGGGACUUGCAGUUCCAUAUUGAAUUAGCGUUUUGCGAAUGAUAGGUUGCAAAGUCCAAGGUUUCACUUCAGCGUACCCUUGAUAGGCAUCGGGGCACAGGUGAGCCGUUAUCGGCUGCCGUUAAGAACCGUUACCAUUCCUGGGUUCUCCAGCCUGGUGGAGCAGCUAAUUGGCAAGUGUGCCAACUGUCUAGUGCUUCCUGGCUCCUACUCUCUCCUGGGAAGAUGUUCCUGGUGGGCCUAACGGGAGGCAUUGCCUCAGGCAAGAGCUCCGUCAUCCAGGUGUUCCAACAGCUGGGUUGUGCUGUGAUUGAUGUAGACGUCAUUGCCCGGCAUGUCGUCCAGCCAGGGUACCCUGCCCACCGGCGUAUUGUAGAGGCCUUUGGCACUGAAGUCUUGCUGGAGAAUGGCGACAUCGACCGCAAGGUCCUUGGAGACCUGAUCUUUAACCAGCCUGAUCGUCGGCAGCUACUCAACUCCAUCACUCAUCCUGAGAUCCGCAAAGAAAUGAUGAAGGAGACCUUCAAGUACUUUCUCCGAGGGUACCGCUACGUGAUUCUGGACAUCCCCCUCCUGUUUGAGACCAAGAAGCUCCUCAAGUACAUGAAGCACACGGUGGUAGUGUACUGUGACCGAGACACACAGCUGGCGCGGCUGAUGAAAAGGAACAACCUGAACCGUGAAGAUGCAGAGGCAAGGAUCAAUGCCCAGCUGCCCCUGAAGGACAAGGCCCGCAUGGCCAACCACGUUCUAGACAACUCGGGAGAGUGGAGCCUCACCAGACGCCAGGUCAUCCUCUUGCAUGCCAAGCUGGAACGCUCCAUGGAGUACCUGCCACUGAGGCUCGGGUUCCUAACGGGCCUAGCAGGCAUUGCCAGCCUCCUUUACCUGCUCACCCGUUACCUCCUACCUUCUCCUUAACUGGGUACACCAGGCAGCAAGCCUUAGGCCUCCUCCUUAGAGACCUAAGUCAGGUACCAUGUCCUAAACACUACAUUCACUCAUCCAGUCUGGGACUCAGCAGAAAGGAACUCACUGUCAGGUACCCCUUCCCUCCCUCCCUAGAGCCCCUCAUCCCCUCGUUCCUCAGAACAAUAUCCAUGAUGGCAGGAGAACAGCGGUCUCUGUGGCCCUCACCAUGGUUACAACAAUGUAGCCAACAGUUCCUUGGAGCAUCUGUCCUAUCAUGGCCACAAACUCCCUAGUGGACCACAGCAAAUCCUUCUAAACUGAAGGCCUUCUUCAAACAACUGUUCCCUGGGGUGAAGCCUUUUGCCAGGGUGCAGUGUGACUCCUCUCUGGGGGAUGCUAUGGCUAGGCAAAGACAGGCACCCUGAUGGGGCUUUACUCACUGCAUAGCCACUGCCUCCCACCACUGCCUCUGAGCCCUGCAGUCCUGGCGACCCCCAGGCCCCAUGCUGUCUGACCUCUGUGCCUUCCCCAGAUGCUCCCUGCCCUUCAGUACCUUACCCCUGGCUGCCCAUGGUCAGGCCCCCCCCCCGUGUUUUAUCUUAAUCCAUGGUAGAAUAAUCAACAAGAAACUGAUUUCUCCUAGACUGUAUGCCUCUAGGUGUCAGGGCUGACUCCUCUCCAGUGUACUACAGCCUGCUCUCCAUUGGUGCUCAAUAAAUUGAA
Molecule: messenger RNA, 1637 nt
Organism: Onychomys torridus (southern grasshopper mouse)
Lineage: Eukaryota; Metazoa; Chordata; Mammalia; Rodentia; Cricetidae
Gene: Dcakd
Product: dephospho-CoA kinase domain containing
Exons: 5
Coding region: 228-923 (231 amino acids)
Biological process (GO): coenzyme A biosynthetic process
Molecular function (GO): ATP binding; dephospho-CoA kinase activity
Source: RefSeq, a predicted model, not a curated record